AUGCCAAGCGGCGGCGAACUGGUUGCUGGCCCUGCAAAGUAUGGCAUCAGGUUGCUCUGGCGCGAAGAAGCCCUCUCUAGAGGUAUAGCUUUCGGUCGAUCAGGCUUGUGGUCCAAGAGCGGGGGAAUAUCGGAUCAGAGGCACUCUAACUUCAAUCAUGACUGGCCUUUGAGAUCCCAGAAUGAGCGAGUUGAUGGCCUAGCUCUCCCGACUCACGAAUGGAUGUUCUUGAACACCACGUGCCAGGACUUCAAACGCAAGCUAGAGGCAGGUGGCGUUCGGAAUGAUUCGACGUUGGACGAGGCUUCAGAUUACGCACCAUCCUGCCCGUUGCCGGCCUUUGCGGCAUUCGCCGCUCCCUGUAUCCAGAAAGGACAUUUCUCGGAACCUGAAGAUCCUCUGGCCGCAACUCCUCAAAUCCUGUUCAGAAAUAACCUAAGCUUGGAUGAUGUCCGAGGUGUCAGCAUGUUCAAAGAGAGUGAUUCUGGCGUGUCGUUGCUUACGCCGAGGAACCAGACUCAGAUAUCAUCAUGGAGUAACCGGACAUUCAGUUGGCCCAUCGCCCGAAACCCGUCUCCCCUCGCUCUAGGAGACAACGAGAUCUACUUACUGGACUACUUCACCCAUGGAGUCAGCCCCCGAUGCACAACCUGGCCUGCAGACAAUCCCUUUGCAAGAACCAUGUUGCCUAUUUGCAUGUCCGGUCCGAACAAGCCGCUCUUUAACAUUGUCAUCGCGGUUGCGUCGCAUCAGCUCUCGCUACUCAACGAUACCCGCUUCAGGAAAGAUAUCUGGAUUUACAGGGGAAAGGCACUUCGCGCAUUUCAGGCCGAGAUGGGUCGGCUCCAGAGCGGACGAGAGUGCUCUGUGGACUGGGAGCAGGUCAUCUCCACGCUCGUGAUGCUUACCUUUUUUGAUAAGGAACUGUACAAGUUCUUCUUUGCCUACUUUGCUCAGCACGAGGCUUUGUCGCGCACGACCUCGGCCCUAUCUGACCCUCAUGAUGGCCAGCCAAUGCAAUGGUUCCCACCUGAGCUUGACAUUGAUAUGACCAUCAUCGAUUCGCUGCUGGGGUGCUCGCACGAGCUGAUAUACUUGAUCUCUAGUAUUUCGGAUCUUGCCACUAGAAAGCAAUCUCAAACGUAUGGUUCUCGCGACCAAGUAUUGGAGGCUGCAGACGGCGUUAAACAAGAACACCCCGCAGCCCUCAAGGAACACCGCGACAGCAUCGAAAGGCAGCUCCACGCUCUGAUACAACAUCUGCCGCCUGAUAAACCAGAUCUACCAGGCUAUGCUACUCACGGCUCGAGCACCAUAGAGGAGCUUGCCUACAUUGCCGAGACUCGCCGUCUAUCCGCCCUGAUCUAUCUAUAUUUCAGGAUCGAUGGGUUAUCUCCCGGCCACUCGCCAAUCAGUCGCAUAACGGGACAGAUCCUUGCUCUCAUCCCGAAAAUAUCUCUUCGAUCUCAUGCCCUGCUCUGGACACUAUUCAUUGUAGGCACGAUGGGUAUCGGCCAAGGUGACGGUGAUCCAGGCAGGAAGUUCAUCCUCGAGAGAUUGGUCAGCCUACAACGUACUCGUGAGCUAGAAAAUGUGAGAAUAGCGAGAGAGGUUGUGGAGGCAGUUUGGAAGAUCAGGGACUCGAGAGGACCGGAAUAUGUAUCAGGGACUCGAGAGGACCGGAAUAUGUCGGCGGCUGGGGAGACAUUGUUGAUGCUGGAGGUGAGGGUCUGA
Molecule: messenger RNA, 1734 nt
Organism: Fusarium keratoplasticum
Lineage: Eukaryota; Fungi; Ascomycota; Sordariomycetes; Hypocreales; Nectriaceae
Exons: 4
Coding region: 1-1734 (577 amino acids)
Biological process (GO): positive regulation of transcription by RNA polymerase II
Cellular component (GO): nucleus
Molecular function (GO): transcription cis-regulatory region binding; DNA-binding transcription factor activity
Source: RefSeq, a predicted model, not a curated record